Molecule: messenger RNA, 1203 nt
Organism: Hordeum vulgare subsp. vulgare (domesticated barley)
Lineage: Eukaryota; Viridiplantae; Streptophyta; Magnoliopsida; Poales; Poaceae
Exons: 1
Coding region: 187-1098 (303 amino acids)
Biological process (GO): shoot system development; root development
Source: RefSeq, a predicted model, not a curated record
UUCACACGUGCACGCCCGCGUGUCACUGUCAGACAACAGACCAUGUCCAGCUCAACUCAUACUCCAUAGAGCUCUCAGCUCUCCAUCUUUAUAAGCCACCAACGCCACAGAGAGAGACACCCACACACAUACACUUGUCUCGCACGCAGCUGCCAACACCAACGAUCAUCAAGCUCUCAAGUGGCCAUGGCGCGCGCCUUCGUGCGCUCCAUCUCGUUCCCGCUGAGCCCGUCGAGGUCGCCGUCCUCCUCCAAGCCGCGCGCGCCGUCGUCGUCGUACCACGCGCGGUCCGUGAGCCUGCCGUGCCGCUCGCACCCGAUCCUGGCGCACCUCCACACCCACAUCCGCUCCGUGCGCGCCUGGGCGCAGCAGGGGCCGUCGGCGCUGGCCGCCUCCGUGGCCACGGGGCUGGCGCACGUCGACGCGCUCCACGCCGCGCUCGGCGACCUGCUUGACCUGCCCGAGGCCCAGGACGCGCUCUCGGGCGCCGGGGGCAGCGUCGACCGCCUCCUCGACUCCUUCCUCCGCCUCGCCGACGCGCACGGCUGCUUCCAGGAGACCGUGGUCGCGCUCAAGCAGGACGUCGCCGAGGCGCUGGCCGCCGUGCGGCGCCGCGACGGUGCGCGCCUGGCUUCGGCCGUGCGGGCGCAGCGCAGGGCCGGGAAGGAGCUCACGCGCCUCGCCGCGAUGGCGAGGGAGUGCGCCGUCAGGCCGUCGCGCCUCAGCAUCCUCGGCGGUGGUCAAGGCAGCGCGGCCGAAGCCGAGGUGACGGGGCUGCUGAUGGAGUCGGCCGCGGCGACGGCCUCGGCGUCCGCCGCGCUGUUCGGGGCAGUGGCGGCCAUGUCCGGGUCUGUGGAGGCGGAGUCGUGCUCGUGCAAGGGCACGGCGGCGCUGGUGUGCCUGGUGAAGAAGAACAAGAAGAAGUCGCCGGCGACGGGGUCUGGGGAGGAGGGGAUGGCGGUGGCGGCCGUGGCGGAGAGGCUGGAGGAGCUGGAGGAGUGCAUCGAGGAGCUGGAGGCCGGCAGCGAGAAGGUGUUCCGGAGCCUGGUGCAGACCAGGGUCGCGCUUCUCAACAUACACACGCUCCACAUCUUCUAAAUUUAUUACUUCCAUCCUUCUUAAUUGUAGCCUUGAAAUUAGUUUCAGCAACCAGUGUAACUGUAAAUAAGUAGAUAAUGAAUGGAAGUGGACAGUGGUAAAAUA